GGCCAUUUCAUUUAUUGCUCUAUAUAUGGGUCACGUGAGCAUACUUUCCUUUUGUUUCUGCUUGGGUGGCUGUGGCUGGGCUGGGCCCUGAUAGCCUGAAAUAAUUUGCAUAUUUACUACUAUGACGUCAAGCUGAAACGAACACAGCGACAACAACCAGUGACGCUCCAGAGCACAUCUGAUGCGACUGCAAUCCGGCGAAGAAAACAGAGAUGACAACAUGAAGUUCCCGUUCUUAUUAAUGUUACUUUCAGUUCCGUGUGCACUGAGCAUGCAUGCCACCACUAGUCACAGCAAUACUGGGAAGGAAUGUACAGAAGAGUUAUGUAGCAGCAACCAGCAAAGCAUGGGUAGCAUACAAAACAGUCAUCACGGGGUCCAAAAGUUGAACAGCAACCCUACAGACACAACAGUUCAAAAGGCUGAAGCACUACAACAGAGCAGCAGUCCUAAUCUCAACUUCUGGAUGACACUCUUAAUAGCGGCUCUGGCUGCUGCAUUGUUGUCAUAGCAUGAAGUCAUUGUGUUUUGAUGUCAGGAACAUGUAUAGUCAAUUUACUAAAUGUAUUAAAUUAAUAGCUUGGGAUGAAACAAAUUUAGUAGCACGAAGGCAAUCUUGCUAUGAACCAAGGUUGCUUUGCCGAAUAAAAAUCUGGUAUCGUGUUGUGAUGAUACGGUUUCUUUUAUUUUAUGUAAUGAAGAACGCCAAAAAUAAAAUGUGUUUUGUUUUCA
This is a messenger RNA of Ornithodoros turicata, 732 nucleotides long. RefSeq lists its product as uncharacterized. Lineage: Eukaryota; Metazoa; Arthropoda; Arachnida; Ixodida; Argasidae. The record is from RefSeq and is a predicted model, not a curated record. Bases 182 to 511 code for a protein of 109 amino acids. The transcript is spliced from 4 exons.